AUGGCUUCUGUAAAUCUCACCCAAGUGACUGAAUUCAUUCUGAUGGGAGUCUCAGACCGCCCAGAGCUGCAGAUUACCCUCUUCCUGCUCUUCUUGGUCAUCUACGGGCUCACUGUGACAGGGAAUCUGGGCAUCACCCUCACCAGUGCUGAUUCUCGGCUUCAGACCCCUAUGUACUUCUUUCUCAGACAUCUGGCUGUCAUCAAUCUUGGCAACUCUACUGUCAUUGCCCCUAAAAUGCUGGUCAACUUUUUAGUAAGUAAGAAAACCACCUCAUACUAUGAAUGUGCCACACAACUGGGAGGAUUUCUGGUUUUCAUUGUAGCAGAGAUCUUCAUGCUGGCCGUGAUGCCCUAUGAGUGCUAUGUGGCCAUUUGCAACCCCCUGCUCUACAUGGUGGUGGUAUUUCGACGGAUCUGCCUUCUGCUGGUGUCCCUCACCUACUUCUAUGGCUUUUGUACAGCUAUUGUCGUGACACCAUGUGUGUUCUCUGUGUCUUACUGCUCAUCCAACAUAAUCAACCAUUUUUACUGUGACAAUGUCCCUUUGUUAGCACUGUCCUGCUCUGAUACCUACAUUCCAGAAACAGUGGUGUUCAUCUUUUCAGGGACAAAUUUGUUUUUCUCCAUGACCAUAGUUCUGAUAUCCUACUUCAACAUUGUCCUUGCCAUUUUGAGAAUACGCUCUUCUGAGGGUCGACAAAAAGCCUUUUCCACCUGUGCUUCCCACAUGGUGGCCGUCACUGUGUUCUAUGGGACGCUCCUUUUCAUGUAUUUGCAACCAAGGACCAACCACUCAUUGAACACUGACAAAAUGGCUUCAGUUUUCUACACACUAGUGAUACCAAUGUUAAACCCUGUAAUUUAUAGUCUAAGGAACAAAGAUGUAAAAGAUCAAUUAAAGGAGGCUCUGAUAUCCAGAUCUCCAGCUUGGCUAUUCUUACAUCUGCGACAGUGA
Messenger RNA from Marmota flaviventris (yellow-bellied marmot), 957 nucleotides. NCBI's taxonomy places the organism in Eukaryota, Metazoa, Chordata, Mammalia, Rodentia, Sciuridae. The record is from RefSeq and is a predicted model, not a curated record.